AUGGCCCCCUCUCAGCUCCCCCCUGUCUUCAACCCCACGUCCCAGGACAUUGAGAUGCUGCUUGCAGCACAGUGCCACCUGGGAUCGAAGAACCUCCAGGUGCACAUGGAACCUUACCUCUGGAAGACUCGUCCCGACGGAGUCAACGUUAUCAACGUUGGCAAGACCUGGGAAAAGAUUGUCCUGGCUGCUCGUAUCAUCGCUGCCAUUGACAACCCCGCCGACGUCUGUGUGAUCUCCGCUCGUCCUUAUGGCCAGCGUGCUGUUCUCAAGUUCGCUUCCCACACCGGUGCCACUGCUAUUGCCGGUCGUUUCACCCCCGGUAACUUCACCAACUACAUCACUCGCUCCUUCAAGGAGCCCCGCCUCAUCAUUGUUACCGACCCUCGCACCGACGCCCAGGCUAUCAAGGAGGCCUCCUACGUCAACAUUCCCGUCAUCGCUCUGUGCGACACCGACUCCCCCACCGACUUCGUUGACGUUGCCAUCCCCACCAACAACAAGGGUCGUCACUCCAUUGGUCUCAUCUGGUGGCUGCUUGCUCGUGAGGUUCUCCGUCUCCGUGGCACUCUCGCCUCCCGCGAGGUUGACUGGGACGUUGUCGUUGAUCUUUACUUCUACCGCGACCCUGAGGCCGAGGAGAACAAGGAGAUCACCGAGGAGGCCAAGGUCCCCGGUGCUGAGGAGGUUGCCGCUGCUGCCAUUGAAACCGGAUUCGCUGGUGAAAACUGGGACGUCCAGGGUACCGGUGCUGGUGUUCCUAGCGCUGCUUUUGCUACCGGCACUGCCGGUGCUACUACCAGCUGGGAGGCCGAUGGUGGCGACUGGGCUGCCAGCGGUGCUGCCCCUGCUACUGAGAGCUGGGCUGAGACCCAGCCCACUGACGCCAAGUGGUAG
Messenger RNA from Aspergillus tanneri, 897 nucleotides. RefSeq names its product 40S ribosomal protein uS2 (gene rps0). Gene Ontology annotation, molecular function: structural constituent of ribosome. Gene Ontology annotation, cellular component: 90S preribosome; ribosome; cytosolic small ribosomal subunit. The transcript is spliced from 2 exons. The coding region runs from base 1 to 897 and encodes 298 amino acids. Gene Ontology annotation, biological process: cytoplasmic translation; ribosomal small subunit assembly. The record is from RefSeq and is a predicted model, not a curated record. NCBI's taxonomy places the organism in Eukaryota, Fungi, Ascomycota, Eurotiomycetes, Eurotiales, Aspergillaceae.